AUGCCUCCUGUCUCCGGCGCCGCACCACUGCUUGCCUGCUUCGCCACCCGGAGUAACCAUGGCGAUAGCGCUUUCGACAGGACCCCAUCAAGUACUAUUGGUCAUAUAAGAAGCGUCUGCGUCGGUACUUCAUUAUCGCAUUUACCGCGUGUUGCCUUCCCAGCGAUAAUCGGGUUCACUUGUGUCAUGCUGGCUUUGACCAAGACUUGA
Molecule: messenger RNA, 210 nt
Organism: Penicillium longicatenatum
Lineage: Eukaryota; Fungi; Ascomycota; Eurotiomycetes; Eurotiales; Aspergillaceae
Exons: 1
Coding region: 1-210 (69 amino acids)
Source: RefSeq, a predicted model, not a curated record